This is a messenger RNA of Salvia hispanica, 3411 nucleotides long. RefSeq names its product receptor protein kinase TMK1-like. Gene Ontology annotation, molecular function: protein binding; protein kinase activity; ATP binding. The record is from RefSeq and is a predicted model, not a curated record. Gene Ontology annotation, biological process: protein phosphorylation. NCBI's taxonomy places the organism in Eukaryota, Viridiplantae, Streptophyta, Magnoliopsida, Lamiales, Lamiaceae.
UGUGAGUGAAUUCUUACCACAACAAAACAAAAAAGGGAACAGAGGAAAACGAGAGAGAGUGAGACAGAGUAGGGAGUCACUAUUUAUGACCUUCUACUUCCUUGUCUUUAGGGUUUGAUCCAAAUGCAUAUCACUCAAAACCCAAUUGAUUGAACAGUACUGACUUCCUCUGUAUCUCUCUCUCUCUUCUAUCUUGGAGGACAAAUUCAGAGCAUUCUACUUGAAGAAUUUUGCAUGCAACCAAGAUGUGGGCUUGUGUAAAGAUUUUGCUUUGAUGAAAAAUGGAAAUGAAGUCAAGAAAGUUGAAAAUGCACAUUCUUGUUGGGUUUCUUGCUUGCAUUUUGGUAAGGGUUCACACCCUCACAGAUGAAAAUGAUUUCAAGAUUCUGACUGAUUUCGUGGAUGGCCUCAACAACCCGGAGCUCUUGAAAUGGCCAGAUAAUGGCGAUGAUCCUUGUGGGCCCCCUGCAUGGCCUCAUUUGGUGUGCUCCAACACCAGAGUCACUCAGAUUCAGGUACAAAAUCUUGGAUUGGAGGGGCCUUUGCCCCCAAAUUUUAAUCAAUUGGAGAAACUCGAGAAUCUAGGCCUUCAGAGGAAUAAAUUGAAUGGUGAUUUGCCAAGUUUUAGUGGAUUAUCUAACCUGCAGUUUGCAUACCUAGAUUUCAAUGAAUUUGAGACAAUCCCUCUUGAUUUCUUCAAUGGACUCACUAGUAUUCGUGUGUUGGCUUUGGAUGAUAACCCCUUUAACAAGAGCUCUGGUUGGAGUAUACCUAGUGAGUUAGCAGAGUGUUCUCAGUUGGUUAACUUUUCUUGCUCCGGUUGCAAUAUAGUAGGCCCGGUGCCUGAUUUCUUCGGGAAGCUCCCCUCGCUUGAUUCCUUGAGGUUGUCGUAUAAUAGGCUGAGUGGCGGUAUACCAUCCACUCUUAGUGACUCAAUGCUACAGGUUUUGUGGUUGAAUGAUCAGGAAGGAGAUGGCAUGACUGGCCCUAUUGACGUAGUCUCGACUAUGGCUGGGCUAACCACGGUCUGGCUCCAUGGAAACCACUUUUCUGGGUCGAUCCCGGAUGACAUCGGUCGUUUGACUUCCUUGAGAGAGCUAAACCUCAACAGGAACCGGCUCGUUGGGCUGAUUCCUGCUGGCUUGGCAAAUAUGGAUCUUAAGCUUCUAGAUUUGAACAAUAACAUGUUGAUGGGUCCAAUUCCAAAGUUUAAAUCUGCUAAUGUGUCGUAUGCGUUCAAUUCGUUCUGUCAAUCUGAUCAGGGCAAGCUAUGUGCUCCGGAGGUGAAUGCCCUUUUGGAUUUUCUUCGUGAAGUGGAUUAUCCCGAAAGGCUGGCAUCCGAGUGGACAGCGAAUGAUCCUUGUGGAGGGCCUUGGUGGGGGAUCAGUUGUAGUUCGGGGAAGGUUUCUGUUCUUAAUUUGCAAAAACUCCGGCUUAAUGGAACGGUUAGCCCUUCACUUGGUAACUUGUCUUCACUUCUUGAAGUUCAUUUAGAAGGAAAUCAUCUGCACGGCCGAGUCCCUGCAAGUCUUUCACAGCUGGGAUCACUGAGAUUGUUGAACUUAAGUGGGAGUAAGUUUGAUCCUCCGUUGCCAAGAUUUCGCGAGGGUGUGCGCGUGAUCAUUGAUGGCAGUCCACCGCUGCAACCUGCUAAACCGCCCAAGCAGUCCCCCUCACCAAUUGCUCAGCCACGUUUUCCCCCUGCUGCGGACCAGGAUCCAGGAUCUCCGUCUUUUGAUCCUUCAUCUGGUGAUUAUCAGCAAACGUCUAAAGAUGCUCCACCUUCGUCUGGAAAGUCAAGUCCGGUUGUAAAUGAGCCGAAACCUGCGAAUUCUACCAAAUUAAGAGCAGUGAUUAUAGCAGUUGCAACUGUAGCCUCGGCUGUUUUGAUUCUUCUUUCUGGCCUAUUUGUCAUCUGGUGUUGUAGCAGAAGAAGAAGGCCGGAAAUCCCUGCUUCCGGUUUUGUGGUUUAUCCUCAAGAUUCACCUGAUACUGGUGACAUUGCGAAGAUUGCAGUGGUGAACGGCUCUGCUGUGGUGGUUAAAAGUGGCGAUGCUGUUGUGAGCAGGACGACCACUGGAGGAUUGGACAGUGCUAAGGUGAUUGAGGCCGGGAAACUGAUGAUACCUCUUCAGGAGCUUCGCAAAGCUACCAACGAUUUUUCAGUAGAGAACGAGCUCGGACAUGGAGGUUUUGGGGUGGUUUACAAGGGCACGAGGGACGAUGGCACGGUAGUAGCAGUCAAGAGGAUGAUGGUUGCAACCAUGAGUAACAAGGCCUUAGAUGAAUUCCAAUCAGAAAUAGCCGUGCUUUCAAAUGUUCGCCACCGCCACCUUGUGACCCUCCGAGGAUACUCUGUUGAGGGAAAUGAGAGGCUUCUGGUAUACGAAUAUCUGCCUCAGGGUGCUCUUAGUAAGCAUCUUUUCCGUUGGAGAGCGCAAGGCUUGGCCCCUUUGCCCUGGAAGACAAGACUUGUCAUUGCUCUCGAUGUUGCUAGAGGAGUCGAGUAUCUUCACAAUUUGGCCCAACACAGCUUCAUACACCGUGAUCUUAAGUCUUCCAACAUUCUUCUAGACGAUGACUUUAGAGCAAAAGUGGCUGAUUUCGGAUUGGUGAAGCUGGCCCCUGACAGAGAGAGCUCUAUUCCUACCAAACUUGCUGGAACAUUCGGAUACCUUGCACCCGAAUACGCUGUGACGGGGAAGAUUACUACAAAGGUGGAUGUGUUCAGCUUUGGCGUGGUGCUGAUGGAGCUUCUGACGGGACUAGUGGCGCUUGAUGAUCAACGUCCUGAGGAGAAUCGUUACUUGGCUGAGUGGUUUUGGCAGAUAAAAUCGGAUAAGGAUAGGCUCAUUGCCUCCCUCGACCCAGCUCUAGAUAUAGGAGAGGACAUCUACGAGACCAUCUACACGGUUGCUGACCUGGCAGGGCACUGCACAGCGCGGGAUCCAAACCAUCGGCCUGAGAUGGGACACGCUGUGAACGUGCUACAAGCUCAGCUGGUGGAGAAAUGGGAGCCGUACGAGGAAAGUGAUGAGUGUUCGGGCAUAAACAUGGCGCUGCCUCUUGCGCAGAUGCUAAAAGGGUGGCAAGAAGAAGCUGCGGACGGGAAAGAUCAUAGCGGUGCUAGCCAGGACAGCAAAGGAAGCAUCCCAGCUAAGCCGUCCGGGUUUGCAGACUCCUUCACUUCUGCUGAUGCUCGCUAGCUGCAGAUAAUCUUUUCUUGCAAAAUAUUUCUCUGUUUUUUUUGUGAAUGAGAUUGAUUUGCGCUUUUGUGAUUGCAUAUGAAGAAUACUAGCCACACGUAGUUCAUCAAAAUGAAUGUGUUGUUGUCACUAUGUAGAUAAUACAGAAUAUGCUGCUUUUCCACUAUCUUUUUAAUCAGCAUCUAUACAAAUUCUUGAUCAAGUA